CAAUUCAACAGCUCCUAUUCCCUUCUCGACCUUCCUCCUUAUCCUCACUGGCAGCAGCAAGUGCUUAUUCAGCUAUUUUCCUCGGCCUGGAUCCUGUGCACGUCUCGUGCUGUAUCUCCCAGGACGCAAACGAUAUACUGUAAGCUUCCAAUUUCGUGGUAGCCCGGAAUCGCGGCCUCGAAGCUUGGAAGUUGGAACGGACCUCCCGAAAUUACAUGGGGCUAUCUCAAGAGCGGUUCGCAGGACAAUAACCACCUUGAACUAUUCACGAGGGUUUCCCUGGCCUCUGCCAGUCUGCUUAGGUUGUUGCUGAAAGAAUGGGUUUCCUCGGCGUCUACAGAGCAAUAUACGAUUAUGCGCCGCAAGGCGAGUCGGAGCUUGCUAUUUCUGAGGGGGAUAUACUCUACGUCCUAGAGAAGAGCGGAGAGGACGACUGGUGGAGGGCAAAGAAGAAGGCUUCUGGUGAAGAUGACGACGAGCCUGUUGGUCUGAUACCCAAUAACUAUGUUGAAGAGGCUCAGCCAUCGGCUCAUGCUCGCGCCCUUUACGACUAUACUCGACAAACGGAUGAAGAGCUAUCAUUCACGGAAGAUUCCCAGCUAGAAGUGUUUGAUACUACAGACCCAGAUUGGAUAUUGGUAGGACUUGACGGAGAAUAUGGGUUUGCGCCAGCCAACUAUAUUGAGGUGUCAGAUGAGGCUCCUGCUUCAACUCCCGCAGCCUCUACCUCAGCACCUCCGAGCCUGCCCCGACGGCCUGCACAAGUGGAAGAAGAGGAAGAACCAGAACCAUCGCCUCCAUCGCCACAGUCGCCUGUUCAUAACCCAGCUGCGGCAUUGGCAGGUAUCAUAAAUCAGCGAAAGGCUUCUGCUCCAUCAGCUCGAGCACCCCCGCCACAAUUCACGCCUGAAGCAUCAGAUGAGGACGAGGGACCAACACCCUCAUUGCCAGCGCGUCCAGGAUCAAUAGCCAGAUCACCUGAGCCCGUCGAGCCCUAUAGGUCGCCCUCCUCAUCAGGUGGACCACAAGCCUCACCACCUUACAACAGAGCGAGCUUCAACAGAGGUAUUGACGAUGAAGUUGCCCACCAUGCACCAGGUGGUUUCCACAUGUAUAACAUCAAUGAGAUGGUUGAGGUUAUGGGGAAGCGGAAGAAGAUGCCCACAACAUUGGGAAUCAAUACCGCCACAGGUGUGAUCUUGAUUGCUCCUGAGAAAGCAAGGGAUGGCCCGGAACAGAAAUGGACAGCAGAUCAAAUGACGCAUUACUCGAUUGAGGGGAAGCACAUCUUCAUGGAGCUUGUAAAGCCAAGCAAAAGUAUCGACUUCCACGCGGGGGCAAAAGAUACUGCACAAGAGAUUGUGAGCGCUCUUGGAGAGCUCGCAGGUGCCGUACGUGCUGGAGGAUUGCGAGAGAUCAUAUUUGCAGGCUCGGGAACUUCACAGAAGAAAGGACAGGUUCUUUAUGACUUUAUGGCACAAGGAGAGGACGAGGUUACAGUCGCUGUGGGAGAUGAGGUAAUUGUUAUCGACGAUACUAAGAGCGAAGAAUGGUGGCAGGUUCGGCGACUUCGAAAUGGAAAAGAAGGAGUCGUUCCUAGCAGCUAUGUCGAAAUUACUGGAACUGUCACAACGAGUAGCAACUCUGGGGUCAAUGCUGGGAAAUCACUCGUCGAACAAAACAGACUCGAAGAAGAGCGCUUGGCAAAGGAAUCUUUGAAAGCAGCUCGGAGAGAGGAGGAAUCGAGAGGGUCAGAGGUAGGCCCUGGGAUGCGCCUGCCCGAAAGAAACAGUAGUUUGUCGGCGCGAGAUAGUAACAACCAUGGCCAACAGAGGAGAAAUGACGGUCGACACGAUACCCAGUCACGAUCUUCGAAAUCGAAACCUGAUCCAUCGAAAGUACGGACAUGGACCGAUCGAUCGAAAUCAUUCAGUGUAGAAGCUCAAUUCUUGGCGUUGAAGGAUGGAAAGAUCAACCUCCAUAAGAUGAAUGGCGUGAAAAUCGCUGUACCGGUGUCCAAAAUGUCCAUUGAAGAUUUGGAGUAUGUGGAGAGAACUACAGGGGUAUCUCUUGACGAAGACAAGCCACUUUCGGACAUCAAAAAGCAGCAAGCUCGACAACAAGAGAGAUCCAGAGAUGCUAGCGGAGGGAGUGCUCCCUCAGCCGGCGCUACCAUUGAACGUCCGCCUGGAAAACCAGAGUAUGAUUGGUUCCAAUUCUUCUUAUCUUGCGACGUUGCAGAUAUUGAUGCAACUGUCCUUCGGACACUUGGUCUCCGAGAAGGCGACAUCAUCAAGGUCAUGCGGUUCUUGGACAAGAAGUAUAAUCGAGCCGGAGCCAAGCGAAAUGUUAGCUUUGGUGGUGAAGAAGUCAUUGAUGGCGAAUCAUCCGGAGGUCUUUUCUCUGGUCCAGGUGGGACCUUGAAGAAUAACACACGCAAAGGACGCCCGGCCCCUGCUGUUCAGACAAAUGACACUGUUGAUCCGGAUGCUUUCAAGCAAGAACCGAAGGAGAGGAAGUCCGAAGGCGUUGCAACUCCUCUUGCAUCGGUGCCAACACCUGCUCAAAAGGAUAUGGUCAGAAGUGGAUUCGAUGAUGAUGCUUGGGAUGUGAAACCAUCAAAGCAGCCUGCUCCAGCAACUACAAGUCAACCUUCACAGCCUGCUCCUGCACCGGCUCCAGCAGCUCCUGCCUUAACAGGUGGAAUGCAAGAACUCUCACUCCUCUCUCAACCGCUUGAACCAGUCAAGGCCCAACCUACCGCACCUCCUCAACCACCCCCACAGAUGGUGCAACCACAACAACAGCAACAACAAGCCCCCCAACCUCCACCAGUGACACCUUCUAUUUUUGCUGGCAUUGGCAAUCAACAGACAGGUUUGGCACCUCAGCAGACUGGUGCACUGAAUCCACAGUUCAACCAGAUGAACCAGAUGAACUCUGGUCUAAAUAUCGCGCGUCAACGACCAGCGCCGGCACAGCAGUAUCAAAGCCAAGGCUCGCUAAUGAUUCCUGCUCCACCAAGCAGACCAUUGUCUGCACCUAACGCGAAUCAGCAAAGUGCUUUUUCGUUGCCCCCAUUGCAACCCCAGGCCACUGGCAUGCAGACAUCAGCAGGCUAUCAGCCACAGAUUGCUCCACCUGGUCAAAGCCUGAAUGACCUGAGAUUGCAGCAACAAUACACUAGCUUCAAUGGCAUUCAAAAUGGCCUUCAAACACCUCAAACGGGCUUUCAGAACCAGCAGCAGCAGCAGCAGCCGCCACAGAAUUUCAACCAAUUCAAUCCUGGAAUGCAACAAAAUGGUGGCUUCCAAUAUCCAAUGCAGACCGGCAUGCCUCAACAGAAUUUCAUGAACAACGGCAUGAAUAAUGGAGGUGGACCAUUCGCCGAUCCACGGCCGCAGCAAUUCCCUCCUAUCCAGCCUCAGCCUACAGGCUUCCAGAGUUCCUUCCCUCAACAGCAACAAUACCCGCAACCUACCGGGGUCAACUCUUUCCUUCCUCCACCUUUGCAACCUACACCUACUGGCGCCCAACCCCAGAAUGGCUUUCAACCCUCCUUCAAUGCUCCUCCAGUGCCUCCUAUUCCUCAACAACAUGCAAUGCAACCAUUGUUGCCCCAGAAGACUGGACCUCCACCGCCUGUGAGAUUUGGGGUGUCGGGCGACACCAAGAAGCUCAUGCCUCAGGCUACUGGGCGUAGAGCAAACCUGUCUCAAGCUACUCCUCAAAACCCCUUCGGUUUCUAGGCUGGUGCAUCUGUAUAUUCACGUGGCAAGCGAAUGUUUCUUCUGUAGAAUAGGCUGGCAUAGCAUGUCGAUGUUAAUAUCACGAAUACCAGGGCUUCCUUUUUCAUAUGUGUCAAGUGAUGCCUGCUGUGAAUACAACAAUCUCUGAAAGGUGCUUGUGGCAAUAUGGGAAUAUGCCGCUUUGUGUAUGGAUGCUCGAUCCACUAUUCUCUGCAUAGUUUUGAAUAUCAUGAGGUGCUUGAACUUGUUGCAAACUCUUUCCGGCCGUCUGUCAUUCAUGUUUUCCGUGGCAUUUGACAGCAGAAACUCUCUACUUGAUCCAGAUAUCUAGGGACUUUUAGGGAGAACCUUCUUCGGCCCCCUGUUUAAACUUCUG
Mollisia scopiformis is the source of this 4125-nucleotide messenger RNA. RefSeq lists its product as uncharacterized. The transcript has 5 exons. Lineage: Eukaryota; Fungi; Ascomycota; Leotiomycetes; Helotiales; Mollisiaceae. The coding region runs from base 318 to 3749 and encodes 1143 amino acids. Gene Ontology annotation, biological process: regulation of actin filament polymerization; actin cortical patch assembly. Gene Ontology annotation, cellular component: nucleus. Gene Ontology annotation, molecular function: identical protein binding; protein-macromolecule adaptor activity; cytoskeletal protein binding. The record is from RefSeq and is a predicted model, not a curated record.